Molecule: messenger RNA, 485 nt
Organism: Lactuca virosa
Lineage: Eukaryota; Viridiplantae; Streptophyta; Magnoliopsida; Asterales; Asteraceae
Source: the annotation of a GenBank genome assembly
CCAUUUUGUACCGAAGCGGGUAGCUAAAGGACACAUCGGUCAUCCUCGCCGAGGGAGUGCAUUAGCCAUACUAGAAAUAUAUUAGGAUUAUUAUUAGAUUUUGCAUUUGAGCAGAACUUCUAAAGGUUUUUUAUAUAUUUGCAAAACAGUCAAUAUCCGACAAAAAUACGAUUCAGAGAAAAAAGUUGCAACAUGAAUGAAAAAAAUACCGUCCAGUUUCAUGCCUUUUUGAAAAAAGAAUUUCCAACCUCAACGGAGACCAAUCGGAAGAAAUGACGACGGCGGAGGGGUUCCGGGUACUGGACGAAAAGUCAUUGAGGGAAUAUAUCAAAGCCACGCCAUCUUUGGCUUCGAAGCUGGGGACUCAUGAACUUGAUAACUUGGACAUCAAAGAAGUUGGGGAUGGCAAUCUCAAUUUCGUCUACAUCAUCAUCUCUCCAUCUGGUUCGCUUGUCAUUAAACAGGCUGUGCCUUAUAUCGUUUAA